GGUAGUGCGACCAGCAGCGGCAGCACGAGGAGGAGAAGAAGAAGAAGAAGGAAGCGGCAGUCUGUCUCAACACUGUCGGUGUGCAGGAAGCAGUGUCCCCCCCCCCCCCCCCAGCUGCUCCGGGUCCAGUCGCCGGUUGGUGCGCUCCACAUAUGGUUCUCCUCCGGCACAUCUCCAUCGCCCUGACCGCCGCCGUGGCUGCCCUGGGCUCCGCUCUCUUCAUCGCCUUGAACUUCUUCUACAAGAGGCGAAUAUGGUCACCGCAAGCGGAAUACUGCACGAUCAAAGAGGAGGAGGAGGAGCGUGGGAAGCGUCAGGUGCUGGUCCUCGGUCUGGACGGAGCCGGGAAGAGCAGCAUGUUGCAGGGUUUGACCCCCGGGGAGGCUAAGAGAGGCCGCUGCCGGCCCACCCGCGGCUUCAACUUCAUGAGUCUCAACGCCCCCGCCUGUCAGCUCGACUUCCUGGAGAUCGGUGGUGGGGAGGACCUGCGGCGGUACUGGUCCGACUACCUGAGGAAGACUCACGUUCUGGUGUAUGUGGUGGACUCCUCUGACAGGAGCCGCCUCCCAUUGGCUAAGGCUGAACUGCACCGCCUGCUGAGGGUGGAGCCCCAGCUGCCUGUGGUUGUCCUGGGAAACAAGCAGGAUAAGCCCAACGCCGUGAGCGUGUCGGAGCUGCAUGAAGCGUUGUCUCUGAGCUCCAUCACGGAGGAGAGGAAGCUGUUCCUCUUGGCUGCACAGCUGGGCUCGGAUGGGGCCCUGAGGAACUCCUGCCAGGGCCUGGACACCUUCCAGGAUCUGCUGCUCCAGCUCGUCUGAUCUCAUCCCCCCCCCCCCCCCCCUCACAGAGCAGAGGAGUAGGACAUGGAGGGAUGGAAAACAAAAGGGAUGGCUUAAAGCAAUCUUCCUCCUCAUCUUCCUCUUCAUUGCUUAAGCUCCAGCAGAGGAGGAGGAGGAGGAGGAGGAGGAGUUGAUGAAGGCUGAGGGAAAAGAGACAGAGAUGGAGCGCACAGCCUCGCACUACCUCCUUGUUUUCCUCCUCGCCCCUUUUCAAAGCACAUCAGCUGGUUUCAGAUAAUCCUUCUGCUCAUCUCAUUUUACUAUUUUCUUUUGACUUGACUCGUCUUACUCAUUGGAGGAGAGGAGGUGCAGAGCGAGGAGGACGGCGACCGUGACUCAGAGCCACAAACCUCACCUCCUUCGCACGAGUCUGAAUGUGACUCGUAGAUUGUACUGUGUAUAAACUGAAACAUGUGGAGUUUGUAGAUGCAUUUAUAGAUUUCGUCUGGUUUGCUGUUUUCUGAAAAACCUUUAGUGUGCGACCAGAGAAGUCAGCGGAGCAAACAGGGAAUAUUCAGGUUUGCAAAGGUUGCAGCACCACCGGGGACUCAAACUGCACCAGCUGUGAAUGUUUAGAAGAUACUCGCUGACUCCUACAUUUAAACUUCUCUGAGAUGUAGGGAAAUUUAAAAAGCACCCUUUGACAUCUUUGAGAAGCAGCGGGUUAUUUUUCCUGUCGAAAUCCUUACAGAAGAAGUUUCUACACUUGUCCGUGACUUUCUUCACAAGAGAGCGUUUUAGUUUUAUUUGAAAAGCGAUUCCUACGCAGCCACAUAUCCCACAUGUUAGCUAAACACAUUUCUUUAUCAGAUGACACUUCGGACAGAACUAUGUAGAGACACAAUCAGGAAGCUCACAAGGUCAAAGUUCAUAAGGAAGACAACUUCCCGCAGUUCGUGGCUGAAGCUGCUUCAUUACUGAGCGUUAGCUUACCAAGCUAAAGCUAAUGAACAGGCUAUGCUUUCAAAGCGCUCUCGCAAUCCGUUUGCGCCACAGUUAGAUCCCCGUGUAGACGACAGACAAGAAGUAGAAUCCAGCGGAACACACAUCGUUGAAUGUGUGAAUGCAGACGUGACGUAUUUGACUUUAAUGCUACUUGUACAGACAAACUGGAGUUAGCUAGAUUCUGAUUUGUAAUGCUGUAUGUGUGCAGCAAUGUUUGAUGCACACAUUUUUAAUGAACGUGAAGUUUUAUUCCUUUUGAUGUACUGUAAUUCUGCAGAAAUGUUGUUUUCGCAGUAACCAAGAGUUUCGUGGAUUGCUGUUUGUGCACUGUUUUGAUAACCAAUGACUGCUCGUCAUUCUUGUUUUUAUGUGUCAUGUAAAUGGAACUGUUAGAUAUGAAUUCAUGCAUGUUUUUAUGUUUUAUUCUUUUUUUAAACGUGUCAGCUGCAGUUUCUUAAACAGCAAAUGUCCAUUUGAGUUAUUUAGUCUUAAAGAGGAACUGGUUUUGCACAUGAAAGUGUGUUUCAAGGUGUCGGGGAGUACUGCUGCGCACGUGUGUUUAGUGAAAUCUGAGGAAUGUCCUCAAGUGAUGUCAAUCUGCUCAUCUCGGUUUGAGGCUCGAGGCUACAUUAGACGCUACUAGCAUAGCACGCCGGAAUCUCCUACCGAACUGUCAGCAGUCGAGUUGCAUUGUGGGUAAUGUAGGCGUCGGGUUUUGGGUUUUGAAUCUGUUGUUCUGCUGUAUCGAUUUUUAUCUUUUUUUUUUACUGUCCAUCAUGAGUCCAACAGUGUUAAACACACACACACACACACACACACACACACACACACACACACACACACACACACACUACCUAUAUUAUUUUAUUCAUUUGAAGUUUUUGCUUGAUUAUAUUUUUGCCUGUUUGUUUGCAUUAUAUAACUUUUGAAUUUGCUUGUAAUGCUUA
This is a messenger RNA of Cottoperca gobio, 2731 nucleotides long. It is a transcript of the gene arl10, whose product is annotated as ADP-ribosylation factor-like 10. Lineage: Eukaryota; Metazoa; Chordata; Actinopteri; Perciformes; Bovichtidae. Bases 153 to 818 code for a protein of 221 amino acids. The record is from RefSeq and is a predicted model, not a curated record. Gene Ontology annotation, molecular function: GTP binding; GTPase activity. The transcript has 4 exons.